This is a messenger RNA of Gadus morhua (Atlantic cod), 1464 nucleotides long. RefSeq names its product troponin I, fast skeletal muscle. Gene Ontology annotation, biological process: skeletal muscle contraction; cardiac muscle contraction. Lineage: Eukaryota; Metazoa; Chordata; Actinopteri; Gadiformes; Gadidae. The transcript is spliced from 7 exons. Gene Ontology annotation, cellular component: troponin complex. The record is from RefSeq and is a predicted model, not a curated record. Bases 16 to 963 code for a protein of 315 amino acids.
UGGUAGGUCACCUUCAUGUCUCAUCAAGGAUAUCUUCCAUCUUAUGCUUUAUACAGACUAAUUAAUAUCACUAUUUGUCUUCAACAGGUGGUGCGAGACCUUUACCCUCCAAGUCCUUCAACCUCAAGAGAAGAGCCUCAUCCUCCAAGAGAAGAGUCUCACCCUCCAAGAGAAGAGCCUCACCCUCCAAGAGAAGAGCCCCCCCCCCCCUCAAGAGCCUCACCCUCCAAGAGAAGAGGCUCACCCUCCAAGAGAAGAGGCUCACCCUCCAAGAGAAGUGCCCCCCCCCUCAAGAGCCUCACCCUCCAAGAGAAGAGCCUCACCCUCCAAGAGAAGAGCCUCACCCUCCCAGACCUUCAUCCUCCAGAGCUUCCAUCCUCCACAGACCUGUCUCCAGCCAGACCCCUCCAAGGAAGUGGGGAAUACGGAUCAUCCAAGAUGGCGACCGAGAAACGGAUGUCGUCCAGCCGCAAGCACAACGUGAAGAGCUGCAUGCUGACCGUGGCCAAGGAACUGCUGGAGGCUGAGGCCGUGGUGAAGGCAGAGGAGAGGGACAAGUUCCUGCAGGACAACUGUCCUCCCCUCGACGUGCCCUACUCCAGAGAGGAGCUCACAGAACUCUGUCUGUUGCUCCACGACGAAAUCAACCUGGGGGAAGAAGAGAAGUACGGCAUCGAGUUUAAACUGGGCCUGGUUCUGAACGAGGUCAGAGAUCUCAACAUCAAGAUUGUUGAUCUGAGAGGGAAGUUCAAGAAGCCCAAACUGAAGAAGGUGCGCAUGUCUGCUGACGCCAUGCUGAAGGCCCUGCUGGGCUCCAAACACACCGUCAACAUGGACCUCCGGUCCAACCUCAAGCAGGUCAAGAAGGAGGUCAAGGAGGAGGACAAGCAGCUGAGGGAUGUGGGCGACUGGCGUAAGAACAUCGAAGACAAGUCUGACAGGAAGAAGAUGUUCGACAGUUAAAAAUUGAGAAAGCUGAUUGGUUGCUGGAUGGUUAAAACUACGUGAUUGGUUGUUUGAAAUGAGAAUCAGACGGUAUUCUAAACUGCGUUUAUCUAAAGAACCACAAAACCUUUUAGUCAGAAGACUUCUUCAAAUACGUUAUUAUUUAUGAACCUAAAAUUUAAUUUUGAAUAACAAUUUCUUUUUCUGAGAAUGAUAUUGCAAAUUUAGUGAGAAAUUUAAAUGAAUAAAGAAAGUAAUACUUUGAGAAUUUUCUUUCAAAUUGUUUUUUUUGGAUCUCAAGUCAAGUUUACAGAUUGUUUUUUGAAAAGUUCUCUAAAAGAGAAGAUGCCAAGGAAAUGUCUAAAUGCAGUUGGAAUUCCUUGAUGUAAAGAUUUGAAUUCAUGACUACAUGUCUUCUUAAGUUGGUCAACAUUGUCCUGUAUUUGAAGAACUGUAGAACAAUAUCUCUUCAAUGUAUUUUGUUUUAUUCUUGAGAUUAAAAACAAAUGUUUUACGGUC